CUCAUCUCCAUUUCAUCUCCAUUUCUCUCUCCGUCCCGGAUGACCUCCAGCCAUUUCCUUAGAAACCGUUGUCGCCUAUCCUUGUGUUCCCGCGAGAUAAAAGUCAUCUUUCUGUCUCGCUCAGUUCAGCGUUGUUUGCGCGCGUCAUCUUUGUUCCUCUCUGCAAGCUACCUUGACCUCUCCAUGCCGUCAAUGAGCGUCAUCUAGAAGUACCCCGAUCGCACAACAAGCUCAUCACCCCCGGUCAUGGCGGAGACCAUUGGAUCAGCUGCUUCAGGGCAUCCGAAUCUCAACUUAACAGCGGAAGAGAGGCGAGUUUACGGCCAGCUCCUCAAAGAAGCUGACCCCGAUGGGUUCGGGGCUGUCUCUGGAGAUGUGGCCGUCAAAUUCUUUGAGCGGACAAAGCUGCCACCGGAUGUGUUAGGACAGAUAUGGCAGAUUGCCGAUACUGAAAAUCGAGGGUUCCUCACGCCUGCAGGAUUUGGUGUCGUGCUGCGACUCAUUGGCCAUGCGCAAAGUGGCCGUUCACCUUCGGCCCAAAUUGCAACUCAGACCGCGCCUCUCCCUCGAUUCGAUACUCCUCUAUCCGAGCAACCGGCUCAACCCCCUCCGGUCCCUCAGCCCUCCCAACCUAUCGUCCAGCAAUCAACUGGACCUCCUGCCAGCCCGACUCCAGCGGCCCCUCCGAUCCGUGUGCCAGCCUUGACACCAGAAAAGGUCGCAGAAUAUUCGACCAUGUUUGAGAAAUCAGGCGCGGAGAACGGAUUACUCUCCGGUUUACUAGCCAAACAAAUAUUUGAAAAAGCGAGGUUGCCCAACGAAGUGCUUGGGCGCAUAUGGGGUCUUUCUGACAUGCAAGGUCGUGGCUCCCUGGAUGUCACGGAGUUUGUCAUCGCCAUGCAUCUUCUGGCUUCCUACAGGUCAGGCCAGAUGCGCGGCGUUCCCAGUACACUUCCUCCUGGCCUUUACGAGGCUGCUACCCGCCGUCCGGCUGCGCGGGUAAGUAGCGGGUCGCGUCCGGGCUCAGGUGCUAUUCCCGGCGUCAACUAUAGUGUCCGUCCACAAAGCCCCAUCACGAGGCAGCCGCAAGUAAGCACGCCUCUGUCGUUGUCGGCGCAGUCGACGGGUGAGCCGUGGGCCAUAACUCCAGCCGAUAAGGCUCGAUUCGAUAGUAUAUUCGCGACUGUCGAUCGCCAAGGAAGAGGCUUCAUCACAGGGGAGCAGGCAGUCGAAUUCUUUGGGAAUGCCAGGCUACCGGAAGAGAUUCUGGCUCAAAUUUGGGAUCUGGCGGACAUCAACUCCGAGGGUCAAUUGAAUAGGGACGAGUUUGCAGUGGCCAUGUACUUGAUCCGACAACAACGAGGAACGAAAGACGGACGAGGUAUUCUGCCUUCCACUCUUCCCCCAGCUCUCAUUCCUCCCAGCAUGCGGAAGCUACAGAUUCCUCCGCCUCAGCCAACUGCUCCAGCAUUUGAAAACGCUGCGCCGACAAAGCCACGUUCUGCUGCUGACGACUUGUUUGGUCUCGACGCGUUCGGCCCUGCUCCUACAGUUCCUGCGGUCGCUCCCGUUCAAGCACCGCAGUCAACCGGCGGCACUGAUGCCGGGCCGUUCGCCAAUCCUCCGGGUGUUUUGACACCGCAAACGACGGCCACAACCUUUAAACCAUUUGUGCCGACCAGCUCGUUUGGCCAAAGCAUCAUUCCUCAAUCAACUGGAUCGCCUGCGCCCGCGCCCCAACCGAAAGCGCAACCCGAUGACCUUCUCGGGGAUGCAGAUCCAGAGAUCAGUUCGAAACUCACUAAUGAGACCAGCGAAUUGGGGAAUCUAUCCAAUCAAGUCAGCAGCUUGUCCAAGCAAAUGACAGAGCUCCAAACAGAUCGAAGGCAAACUGAGCAAGAGCUAUCCGGCGCAUCGGCGCAGAAGAAAGCCUUUGAGGGGAGACUAGCUCAGCUCAGGUCUCUGUACGAGAAGGAAGUUCAGGAAGUCAAGGUGCUCAAAGAACAACUGACGGCUUCCAAGAAUGAUACGAAGCGGCUGCAGCAGGAAAUGGCCAUGAUUGACGGGACCCAUCAAGAUCUUGCAACCCAGCACCAGCAACUUCGUGCUGCCCUAGAAUCCGAUCAACGCGAAAAUGCUUCACUAAAGGAUCGGAUUCGACAAUUGAACCAGGAGAUUGACCAGCUCAAACCGCAGCUCGAGAAGGUCAAGUCCGAUGCCAGACAACAGAAAGGUUUGGUCGCCAUCAACAAGAAGCAGUUAGCUACUAACGAGGCCGAGCGGGAUAGAAUAAAGGCCGAGAUUGCUGCUGCCCAAAAGGAAGUUGAGGACGCCCAACGAGAAGCUGAGGAGUCGGCUCGACAAGUGGAGGCCUCCAAGAAGGAAUUGGAAGAAGCGCGAAAUAUCCCAGUGCCCACUGUCAAAAGCCCUCCUGUCGCAAGCCCUGCGCCAUCUACAAGCUCCAAUCCAUUCUUCAGGCGGACAACAGACACAGCCUUCCCGCCUGCGGCCGGCGGAGCUGAGCCAAAGGACAGUCAAAGUGCUUUCGACAGCAUAUUCGGGCCGUCAUUUGCGGCUGUAGCUCCCGCUCCCGCAACCUCUUUCUCGGGCCAGCCAUCAACUCCAGCCGGGCACCAAAACAUUCCUCAGCUUGACUCCCCGGCAGCUUCAUCCACACCAAGAGACGCUGUUGAACCUCCAGCUCCACCCCAGUCCCGACAGAUUAGCUCGGCGGCACUUCCUUUCCGCAGACCGCUCGAGAGAGAAGAUUCCAUCAGCUCUUCCAUCAAGGUUGCAGGACCGGCCAGCAGGUUAAGUCCCAACGAAACCCCUCAAGCAUUGACUCCUGCGUCUUCCGCCAGCCCUACGGAGCACAAGGAUUCAACCGAAGAUCCUUUCACCGCCGCAGCACCUGACGAAGAACAGGAAUCUGUUCGUAGAACCCUGCCUCAGCCUUCCACUGGAGAAGCCACAGUGGACGAAACCUUUGGCAAGGCUUCAGCCGACCAAGCGAAAGACAUUCCCGGGGCAUUUCCAGGUUCACGGUCAGACACUCCGGGUGUCGAUCCAACAGUGAUUGCUGCAGGAGCCGGCGCAGCAGCGGUGGCCGCUGGGGUAGGCGCCGCUGCCGCUACAACCAACGGUGACAAGCCGACCAGUGCACAAACCUCGCCGCCUUCCAAGGCCCCUGAGCAGAAUUUUGACGAUUUCUUUGGAGGACCAGCACAUCAACGUUCAGCAUCCCAAAAGGCUGCCGACUUUGACUCUGCUUUCGCUGAGAUGGAUAAGCCGAAAAGCGGACCGAACGACGAAUUUCCCGCCAUUCAGGAGCUUGCGGGUGACGAUGAUGAUAGCAGCGAAUACAGCGACGAUGAGACACCCAUGAAAUUCGACGACGACUUCAACACCAGAUCUCCACCUCGGAACAGCCCGACUGAUGUGAGAACUGGCAAGCAGCCCGAGGUCGCACCUGAGCCGAGCAGCACACUGGCGCCACGCCCUGCCAUGGCCGGCUCCUUGUCCAAUGCUAGCUCUCUACCAGGGGUGGAAUCUCAACAGUCACCGCCCAGUUAUGGCGAUGCGGUACCCGCAGAGAACCCAACCCAAUUUCCCCGAGAGUACAAAGGCUUACUACCAGAGCGUGAAGACCCUACUUCACCGCCUCCAACGGCUGGUGGCUCCAGUCAUCCUGCACCUCCCCCCGGUGGUGUCCCGCCAGCGUACGGCCCUGAAGCUCAACCAAGAAGUCCGUCGGAUAGCAAUCCCACGGCACCACCACCUACAGCAGGAGCACCGUUUGACUUUGACUCUGCGUUUUCAGGCGUGGGGGCUGCCCCAGUGGAAGAUGAUGACGACGAAGAGGAUGACGAGGAGGACGCUGUGUUCAGUCCCCCGAAGAUCGCUGCACCAGAGUUUGACCCAACUUUCGAUUCGCCUCCACAACCGUCACGAGCGCAAUUCCCUUCAGGCCCAGUCACAAACGGGGCCCCAAAGACUGGAAAUGAAGAUUUCUAUUCCGCAGUGACGACAUCUGGACCUCCCCAGCAAGCUCAACCGACGACUUCUCCUGUCUCGCACGACUGGGACGCUCUCUUCGCGCCACUGAACACAAACGCAAAUGACAACGCUUCGUCACAACCAUCAGCUGAUUUUCCGCAAAGUCAGACACAGGCCGCUGAAAUUUCCACACCUUCACCACCGCAAGGACAAUCGGGUGUUUCUUCCCCGACCCCCGUGAUAAACGUACCAGCACCGGCAUCACCGCCACCCCGGUCAAAGGCUGAACGGCCCCAGAUUGGUCGAGCACUGAGUACGGGUACGGAACACGACGAUCCAAUCCUCAAGAGAUUGACUGCGAUGGGAUGGUCACGCGAGGAAAGCCUUGCAGCACUGGAGAAGUACGAUUAUAACAUUGACAAGGCUGCGGAUUUCUUGACUUUCCGCUCUUAAGGCCUAGACCAUACAUACCCUGCACGUCCCUAGAGGCGUGACGCUGGGGCGGAAAAUGGAUCUGGAAAGGGUCCUCGGAGAACUACGUUCUCUGUCCUCCUUCCAACUCAGCCUCUAUUGUGCGCCAUGGUGCGCCAACGAGUUAUAGUGAAACAGGGGUAUGGGUGAGAGGGGCAAAGAGACAGGAGGACAGACUCCUUGCCGUCAGCAGAGGAUGUGUAUGCUGCGCCUUGCGAGGGAACAAAAAACAACCAAAACUGUACAGCCUCGACUACACGGUGAUGUGGCCCCCCGUCUUUCGGGCCCGAUCCUUUCAGUCUCUCUCUUUCUCCCUCUCUUUAUAUUGGUUUUCUUUUUGUGGACACCUUUUUUGCUUUGCAGAAGACCUUGAAGCGAAGACUUUUCUUGCCUAAUCAAUCCAUCAAUCAAUCAACCACACACCCCGACGAGAUAUAGUUGCUAUGCAAGCGUGCACAGACAGAGAAAGAGAGAGUGUGCAAGAGCAUGUGAUUUGUAUGCCAGAUCAGAUUGAAUUGAAAAUAAAAGCCCCAAAAUAUAAACAAACCCUAGAUCUCG
Messenger RNA from Cladophialophora immunda, 5025 nucleotides. RefSeq lists its product as uncharacterized. Gene Ontology annotation, cellular component: cytoplasm; plasma membrane. Gene Ontology annotation, biological process: endocytosis; endosomal transport. The record is from RefSeq and is a predicted model, not a curated record. Gene Ontology annotation, molecular function: protein binding; calcium ion binding. Lineage: Eukaryota; Fungi; Ascomycota; Eurotiomycetes; Chaetothyriales; Herpotrichiellaceae. The coding region runs from base 247 to 4449 and encodes 1400 amino acids. The transcript is spliced from 5 exons.